Glarea lozoyensis ATCC 20868 is the source of this 1068-nucleotide messenger RNA. Its product is annotated as Galactose-binding protein. Gene Ontology annotation, molecular function: allantoicase activity. Gene Ontology annotation, biological process: allantoin catabolic process. Bases 1 to 1068 code for a protein of 355 amino acids. The record is from RefSeq and is a predicted model, not a curated record. The transcript is spliced from 2 exons. NCBI's taxonomy places the organism in Eukaryota, Fungi, Ascomycota, Leotiomycetes, Helotiales, Helotiaceae.
AUGUCGGUAGAAUCAGAAUACAAGCUUGAUAAUGUGGCCGCAACUUCGGUUCCAUCCGACCAGAUUGAUGCAACCUUCAAAUCAUCUACCAUUGAUUUGAUAUCUGGCACUCUGGGCGGCAAAGUCCUCUCUUGUUCAGAUGAGUGGUUUGCGGAGGCAGCGAACCUGCUCACCCCAACUCCGCCAAUUCGUCAACCAGGUAAAAUGGUCUACUCGGGUGCGUGGUACGAUGGCUGGGAAACCCGCCGUCACAACACUGCCCCUUUUGAUUACGUCGUGAUCCGCUUGGGUGUGGCUUCAGGAACCGUAGAAGGUAUUGAGGUUGAUACUGCUUUUUUCUCUGGUAAUCAUGCGCCAGCCAUUUCCGUGGAAGGAGUAUUCAGCUCGAGUGACGAGGAGGUUGUUGGUUGGAAAGGAGACCGUGGGAAGUGGGAGCCCAUUCUUGGUCUUCAAGAGUGUGGACCUUCUCAGAGAUUUGGCUGGAAGUUGACGAAUCCAACAAAGAAACCUUACACCCAUGUUCGUUUGAACAUGUAUCCAGAUGGUGGAAUCGCUCGGUUCAGAUUAUUCGGCCAUGCGGUUCCGGUAUUUCCAGAGGACAAGGAAGCAAUCUUUGAUCUUGCUGCCGCACAGAAUGGCGGAGUUGCUAUCUCUUGCAGCGAUCAACACUUUGGUGUCAUUGCAAAUCUAAUCUUACCAGGAAGAGGGAAGGACAUGGGUGAUGGAUGGGAGACCUCAAGAUCUCGAGGCAAAGACCAUGUUGAUUGGGCCGUCAUCAAGCUGGGAGCAAAAGGGAAGAUCCAGAAUCUAGUUGUCGACACCGCUUUCUUUAGAGGGAACUUCCCCCAAAAGGCAAAAGUUGAAGCAAUAGAUUGGUCCGGCGAGGGAGAACCUGGAGCACUCGCUGCGGAUUGGGUCGAGGUUGUGGCUGCUAGCAAAUGCAGUCCAGACAAGGAGCAUGAGUUUGAAUCUUUGAUCAAAGACAAGACUUUCACUCACGUCAAAUUGGUUAUGAUACCCGAUGGAGGAGUUAAACGUAUUCGUGUCCUCGGAAAGAGAAGCGAAUAA